Lathyrus oleraceus (garden pea) is the source of this 529-nucleotide messenger RNA. RefSeq lists its product as uncharacterized. The coding region runs from base 113 to 529 and encodes 138 amino acids. Lineage: Eukaryota; Viridiplantae; Streptophyta; Magnoliopsida; Fabales; Fabaceae. Gene Ontology annotation, molecular function: zinc ion binding. The record is from RefSeq and is a predicted model, not a curated record. The transcript is spliced from 2 exons.
UCGUGAAAUCCAUCCCUAUCCCAAAUCCAUCCCUCUCUCUCUUCGUGAAAUCCAUCCCUACCCCAAAUCCAUCCCUCUCUUCAUCUUCGUCCGUGUCCCCUUCAUCUGGGUUAUGGGUGGCAGCAAGGCAUCUUCCACGAGUGAAGUUGGAAACGGCUUACCAAGAUGUGGAUGCAAUGAAACCAUGAAGUUGUUGGUCUCCAAGUCAAUUGAAAACCCCGGUCGCAAAUUUUGGAAAUGCAGGAAUUAUAUGAAUGGGUGCGGUUUAUUUUUGUGGGAUGAUUUGGUCAGUGAGUUUGCAGUGAAAGAAACCAAUCCGUCCGGAUGCCGCCAAUGUGAAGUCAACAAGGCUUAUUUGAUUGAAUUUGCUAAAGAGAUUGUUGAGGAGAUAGAUUGCAGAGUCGGAAAGCUUAACAAGUUAGAAAAACUGAAGAAAAAGAUUGCAAUGGAAAAGAGGAAAAAUUUAUGGUUAAUGUUUGUAAUUGGUCUGUCAUGGAUGUUGAUAGCAGCUAUGGUUAAGUUAGUCUAA